AACAUCGAUUAUGAAAAGCAUCGAUAUUAGAUCGUUUGGUUAUCAAUGUGACCGUUGACUCGUUUGUGUUAAUGUAUCGAUGCUGCUAUCCAUAUUCCAUCCUAUAUUGUUUUAACUGUGGAAUUAGACGGCUUAAUUAACAGCAAACAAGAUAAAUGGAGGUCGAUGAGGAAGAGUUUGAGGUUCCGUCCAGCAGCAGCAAGGGCGAGAAGAAACGUUUCGAAGUCAAAAAGUGGAAUGCGGUGGCGCUCUGGGCCUGGGAUAUCGUUGUGGAUAACUGCGCUAUUUGCCGGAAUCAUAUAAUGGACCUGUGCAUUGAGUGCCAAGCCAACCAGGCAUCGGCUACUAGCGAGGAGUGCACCGUUGCUUGGGGCGUUUGCAAUCAUGCCUUUCAUUUCCAUUGCAUAUCGCGUUGGCUAAAGACGCGCCAGGUGUGCCCACUAGAUAAUCGUGAAUGGGACUUCCAGAAGUAUGGCCACUAAUGCCAGCAGCGCACAACAAAAAAUAAAAAACAUGCAAAUAUCAUUGUCUUAGCACUCAUUCUGCCGGCGAUACAGCCACACACACAUAAACACAUUAAUCCAUAGCAUAGUAUGUCAUAGGGUAAAAUGCACGACUCUUGAAUAUGAGGGUCGAAACAAAUAAAAACGCGUGUUUUACACCAA
Molecule: messenger RNA, 665 nt
Organism: Drosophila grimshawi
Lineage: Eukaryota; Metazoa; Arthropoda; Insecta; Diptera; Drosophilidae
Gene: Roc1a
Product: RING-box protein 1A
Exons: 3
Coding region: 156-482 (108 amino acids)
Biological process (GO): ubiquitin-dependent protein catabolic process; protein ubiquitination
Cellular component (GO): cullin-RING ubiquitin ligase complex; nucleus
Molecular function (GO): cullin family protein binding; zinc ion binding; ubiquitin protein ligase activity
Source: RefSeq, a predicted model, not a curated record